UGCUUCUUCGUUCGUUGAAUUUAUUAUUAUUGCUCUUGAUUUAAUCUGUGUUUGGUCUCUUAGAAAACCAUAAACUGUCUUUCAUGUGUAUAAAUUUUAUGUUGUUAAUGAGAGUUUCUAGUGUCGGCACUUGAGCUUGAAUUCUUAGAAUUUUUCCUGCUUAUGUUUGGAACAGGUCGUAUUUUCAAUCCAAUUUCUCUCUCAGUUCUUUCAUCGAAUACUUGAUGGAUUUUGAGUUUUGCAUUUGGAAACCACUUUUCCAAAUGUUCUGCAUUUUAGCAUGACAUGCCAUUUUGAAAUGGUUGUGUUAACUAUUGGAAUUUGAGUGUAAUGAUUUGCCAUUAUGUAUGUUUGUUGGCUUGAGUUGGAAUAUGUCGAUGGCUUUUAGUUUGAUUACAAAGGAAGAUGGUAGAGAGUUGUUUCUAUAAUAGACGAGUAAAACGACAGGUUGAAUACACUGGAGUUAAUUACAAUUCUACUGAAAUUCAAGGUUUACAUAUUCAAAAAGAUCCUUCAUUCUCAUGCUGGUGUGGUGAAGAUGGAAAUGCCUUUGAAGGUCAGUUAGAAAAUUCUGAUGCAGGCGUUGAAGACUCUGAUUUUGAGUUGCCUUUGCAUCCGCCAGAUAAUGUAGAAAAAGAGGCUGUAGUAUAUCAAUGUAAGAAUAAGUUCUAUAGUAGAAGUGUGCACUUGACUGGUAGUAAUACCAUGGAUCAGGAGAUCAAUAUACACACCAUGGACCAUGAAGUCAACAUACACAACAGAGGGAAAGAAAAAGAGAACUAUUUGCCAUUUGAUAUUGAAAACGGGUGUCCCAAGGAGAUACGUUCAUCAAAUAGUAGUGAUGAUACAGCUGAUUCGUUUGGUAAUCAUGAAAAGUCACCACUGAAGUCUAAAAGCCCUGUAUCUGCUGCUGAUAUUUUGAAGACUUUGUUUUUUAUACUUGUUUGGUACACUUUCAGCACAUUUUUGACCUUGUACAAUAAAACUCUCUUAGGUGAUGAUUUGGGAAAAUUCCCGGCUCCAUUGCUGAUGAACACUGUCCAUUUUGCCAUGCAAGCUGUUUUAUCAAACUUUAUCACAUGGUUUUGGUCUCAUAGAUUUCAACUCACUGUUUCUAUGACAUGGAGGGAUUAUUUUAUGAGAGUUGUACCAACAGCUCUUGGAACAGCAUUGGAUGUUAAUCUGAGCAAUGCAUCCCUUGUUUUCAUCUCUGUCACAUUUGCCACAAUGUGCAAAUCUGCUUCUCCUAUCUUUCUUCUUUUAUUUGCUUUUGCAUUCAGGUUGGAGUCUCCGAGCAUUAAACUUUCAGGUAUCAUAGUGAUAAUCUCCAUUGGAAUUUUAUUGUCUGUGGCGAAGGAGACAGAAUUUGAGUUUUGGGGAUUUGUGCUUGUUAUGCUUGCUGCUGUUAUGUCUGGGUUUCGCUGGUCCAUGACUCAAAUUCUUCUGCAGAAAGAAGAAUAUGGUUUGAAAAAUCCACUUACAUUGAUGAGCUAUGUGACUCCAAUAAUGGCGAUUGGAACUGCUUUUCUUUCUCUUAUAUUUGAUCCGUGGUAUGAAUUUGAAAAGAGCGGUUACUUUGAUAAUUCUUGGCACAUUUUUCAGAGCUGCCUCUUGAUGUUUUUUGGUGGAACACUGGCCUUUUUCAUGGUUUUAACGGAAUACGUUCUGGUUUCAGUAACUAGUGCUGUCACUGUAACUAUUGCUGGUGUUGUCAAGGAGGCUGUCACUAUAUUGGUUGCAGUCUUUUACUUCCAUGACAAAUUUACACGGUUAAAAGGUGUUGGCCUUUUAAUCAUAAUGGUGGGCGUGAGUUUAUUCAAUUGGUACAAAUAUGAAAAGCUACAAAAGCGUCAGAUGAGUGAAAAUGACUUGGCUGGAUCACCUGCAGCAAAUCUUGCUGCAAAAUAUGUUAUACUUGAGGAAAUGGAUGAUGGCAGCUAGAGCUUUUACAUUCCUUCAGUUCUCUGUUGGAGAAGCUUGCGAUGAGCGCCGCUGGCAACUUACGUCGUAUUUACCAAUUUCUUCAUCAUCAACAUUUGCACUUUACCUUGUAUGUUAAGGAGUUCUGGAAACUGCAAUUCAGUCCAGAUGUAUUCAACUUUUUGCCUUACCAUGACUACCGGAGUAUAGUUUCUUUUUUUCUUUUCUUUUCCUUUUAUUUUUUUCUUUUUUUAAUUCCAAAAGUUUCUUAAGCCUUUCAGUUUUAAGGAAUACUUUCUCCUGCAUAAGAUACACUUCUGUUAAUGCUUAAUUUGGAUUUUGGUUUUCUCGGGAGGACAGUGUAAAGCUUACGCUGGUUAAUCUGUACAAGUUGUUAGUCUAUGUUAUUUUCCUGUUCUGUUCC
Molecule: messenger RNA, 2344 nt
Organism: Manihot esculenta (cassava)
Lineage: Eukaryota; Viridiplantae; Streptophyta; Magnoliopsida; Malpighiales; Euphorbiaceae
Product: probable sugar phosphate/phosphate translocator At1g06470
Biological process (GO): UDP-glucose transmembrane transport
Cellular component (GO): cis-Golgi network; endoplasmic reticulum-Golgi intermediate compartment; Golgi apparatus
Molecular function (GO): antiporter activity
Source: RefSeq, a predicted model, not a curated record